This is a messenger RNA of Racocetra persica, 705 nucleotides long. The record is from the annotation of a GenBank genome assembly. Lineage: Eukaryota; Fungi; Glomeromycota; Glomeromycetes; Diversisporales; Gigasporaceae.
GAUCUUUUCUUUUCUUUUAAAUGGAAUAAUUUCUUACAUACUGUGGUAUAUGACAUGAUUGCACAAAUAUUCAAUGGACGAAUGGACAUCGGAUAUAAUAAAGCCUUGGCUAUUUCAGUUUUUACAGAUGGCCAACUUAUCAAACGUAUCACAAAAGCACAAAGAUUAAAUGACUAUGAAGUUGAACAGCCAAAAGGUGUGAGAUUAGGUUAUAUGGGCCAUUUAACUUUUAUUGCAGAAGAAGUUGUAAAAUUACUUGAUCGAUAUGCAGUGGAAAUUGGCGAGAAAGCAGAAGAUUGGCAGGAGUAUGUAUCCAAAACAUUACGAGAGACGAGAGAGCGAGACAGAGCCCCGUUAGGUGGGCAACGUCCAAGCAAUCAUGAUAGUAUGUCACCCAGUCGUGAAGAAAGCGACGACGACGAUGAUGAUGAUACUAGCGAAGCUGUUGCAGACGGUGAUAUGGCCAGUGAUCAGUUUGCAAGGUAUUUGUGCCAGCAAAUUACAAACGAUUUACCCGAUAAAUUUGGAUCGUCUGAUGAAAGUGAUGACGACGAAGAAGAAGGGUGGAUGGGUGAUGAUUUCGACAGGGACGUCGAUUUCGAAAUGCGUGGCCCAUUCUCAAAUCCUAAUAUGAUUGAGAGUGAUCAUUUCGAAAAUCGACGGUCCUCGUUGGGUGACGAUUUUGGAGCGGAUAGUGAUGAAGAU